Amaranthus tricolor (Joseph's coat) is the source of this 1998-nucleotide messenger RNA. RefSeq names its product glucan endo-1,3-beta-glucosidase 3-like. The record is from RefSeq and is a predicted model, not a curated record. The transcript has 4 exons. Gene Ontology annotation, biological process: carbohydrate metabolic process. Gene Ontology annotation, cellular component: plasma membrane. The coding region runs from base 273 to 1817 and encodes 514 amino acids. Gene Ontology annotation, molecular function: hydrolase activity, hydrolyzing O-glycosyl compounds. Lineage: Eukaryota; Viridiplantae; Streptophyta; Magnoliopsida; Caryophyllales; Amaranthaceae.
AUAGCCGUCCAAAUCCUGAGCAAAAGCUUCCAAAAGAUGACUGCUCGAUCUCUCAACUCUGACAAAAAGAAAAAAAAAUAAACACCCCUCGACGAUUAAACUUACUCUCAUCUUUGAAGAAACGACUCUUUAAUACUCCCAACUCUCUUUUUUCUCUCUUUUCUGCCCUUUUUCUCUACUUUACUUCUCACUUUUCACCAUUUGUUCUUUUCUCUUCUGUGUUUGAUUAUCGUAUUUCUUGUAGACUUAACUAAUUUCUAUAAUCAAUUUGAAUGAUUACUUUACUUUCUAAGAGAUUUCUUACCAAAAUGAAGCCAGAUUUAUCAGUGUUUUUACUUUUCUGUUUUCUACUCUUUCUUCUUCACUCCGCCAUUUCUGCUCCACAAAAGGCCUUUGUAGGUGUCAACAUAGGACUGGAUAUUUCUGACGUGCCCUCUCCAACUCAGGUGGUUGCCCUUCUCAAAGCACAAAAUAUUCGACAUGUACGGCUUUUUGAUGCUGACCGGGGUAUGCUACUUGCUCUUGCCAACAGUGGAAUCGAGGUCAUUGUCUCUGUUCCUAACGAGCAAAUUCUUGGAAUCGGGCAAUCGAAUGCUACUGCAGCCAACUGGGUAGCUCGAAAUAUUUUAGCUCAUGUACCUGCUACCAACAUCACAGCCAUUGCUUUGGGUUCUGAAGUUCUUACCACCCUUCCAAAUGCUGCUCCAAUCUUAGUCGAUGCCAUGACAUACAUUCAUUCAGCCCUUGUUGCCUCAAAUCUUCAUUCUAAAAUCAAGGUGUCAACUCCACAUGCUUCUUCAAUUAUACUCGACUCAUUUCCACCCUCCCAAGCUUUCUUCAACCGUACAUGGGAACCAGUCAUGGUCCCCUUGCUAAAAUUCCUACAGUCUACAGACUCAUAUCUCAUGCUUAAUGUGUACCCUUACUAUGAUUACAUGAAGUCACAUGGUUUCAUCCCAUUGGACUAUGCCCUUUUCCGUCCUCUUCCUCCAAACAAAGAAGCCAUAGAUGCCAACACUCUGCUGCAUUAUACCAAUGUUUUUGAUGCUGUUGUUGAUGCUGCAUAUUUUGCCAUGACCGAUCUGAACUUCACCAAUGUUCCAAUUAUUGUGACGGAAUCAGGUUGGCCUUCCAAGGGUGAUGCAUCUGAGCCUGAUGCCACCAUUGAAAAUGCUAAUACAUAUAAUAGUAAUCUCAUUAGGCGGGUUUACAACAACACAGGGACACCCAAGCAUCCUGGGAUAGCAGUAAGUACAUACAUAUAUGAAUUGUACAACGAGGAUUUAAGGCCCGGAUUACUCUCAGAGAAAAACUGGGGCCUUUUUGAUGCUAAUGGUGUCCCAAUCUAUGUUCUGCAUCUAACUGGUUCAGGGACGGUAUUUGCAAAUGACACCACGAACCAAACGUACUGUAUCGCAAAGGAAGGUGCAGACCCGAAGAUGCUUCAGGCAGGGUUGGAUUGGGCCUGUGGGCCCGGAAAAGUUGACUGUUCUCCUUUGUUGCAGGGAGAACCUUGUUAUGAACCUGAUAAUGUUGUUGCCCAUGCAAAUUAUGCUUUUGACACUUAUUACCAUAUAAUGGCCAUGGCACCUGGUACAUGUUACUUCAAUGGAGUGGCUACUAUCACCACUUCCGAUCCAAGUCAUGGCUCAUGUAUAUUUCCUGGAAGUGGUGGAAGGAACGGAACCGUGGCAAAUAGUACAGCGCUCGCUCCAUCAGAAAGCUCGAUGAGCUCUGGUACUCCAUAUCACUAUCGUCAGAGUUAUACCCGGAUAAUUGCAGUCAGCAUAAUCGUUUGGUAUGCACUUUCUUUGUGAUGUAAAACUCAGAAUUCUGGACACAACUCACAACUUCAUUGGUUUGAUUGUUUUGAGAAUGUUGCCACAAACCCAAUUUUGUUUGUAGAGAAGGGUCUAAGAUGGCACAUUUUGUAAUUUUUUCCCUGAUGGAGACUUUAACAAUAUUCAUGAGUAAUUAACUGUUGCAAAUUUAAGAACA